Staurois parvus is the source of this 363-nucleotide messenger RNA. NCBI's taxonomy places the organism in Eukaryota, Metazoa, Chordata, Amphibia, Anura, Ranidae. The record is from the annotation of a GenBank genome assembly.
GAGGACUCCAAUCCACUGAACUUCCCACAGGUGGACUCCAAUCCACUGAACUUCCCACAGGUGGACUCCAAUCCACUGAACUUCCCACAGGUGGACUCCAAUCCACUGAACUUCCCACAGGUGGACUCCAAUCCACUGAACUUCCCACAGGUGGACUCCAAUCCACUGAACUUCCCACAGGUGGACUCCAAUCCACUGAACUUCCCACAGGUGGACUCCAAUCCACUGAACUUCCCACAGGUGGACUCCAAUCCACUGAACUUCCCACAGGUGGACUCCAAUCCACUGAACUUCCCACAGGUGGACUCCAAUCCACUGAACUUCCCACAGGUGGACUCCAAUCCACUGAACUUCCCACAGGUG